This is a messenger RNA of Hepatospora eriocheir, 1209 nucleotides long. The record is from the annotation of a GenBank genome assembly. Lineage: Eukaryota; Fungi; Microsporidia; Hepatosporidae.
AUGAUUAUUCAAAUGAUUUAUUUUAUAGGAUUAAGUAACUACAUUAACACUUUAAUUAGGAUGAGACGUGUGUCUAUGACGAUUACUGAUCACUUAAAUUAUAUUUUAAAUGUAAAUGGUGGAAUAAAUGAUGAAAGUAUAUCAGUUGAAGUAAUUGAAGAUGAAGAAAAUGAAUUAACUAAUCAUUUAGAAAUUGAAGUAUUUAAUAGCUCGCAAGAAAAUAUAGAAGUCGAUGUAGUGAAUAAAAAAAAAGAUGAAUCAGUUAAUCCUUUAAAAAUUGAAGUAAUUGAUAUUUUAGAAAAUAAAGAACAUGAAGAUUUAGAAACAGCAAUGAACUUCUGUCUAGAAUUUGAAUCAAUUUUUGAUGAAAAAUUUAUACCAAUUCAUUAUCAUGAAGCUAGAAUACUUUACUAUGGAACAUAUGAUUUGUUACUUUGUUAUAAAUCUAAUAUAAUUAGUUGUAACAAUACUGGAACUAUUUAUUGUCCAAUUGGUUUGAAUUACGAAGAAGCAAAAAUGAUUAACAAUUUACUCACUAAGGAAUUUAAAGAUAAUUUUUAUUCAUAUUUUAUUUCAAAUUAUAAAAACGAGAUCUUAAAUGAAAUUGAUAGAUUUGAAACAACAACAAAAUCAUUUGUAAAUGAAAAUUUUUUAUCAAAAAAUAUAAAUUCAAGUGAUAUAGUUGAGAAUGUAAAAUUAUUACUUGCUAAACAACUAAGUCAGAUUAUAAAUUUUUGUUUGAACUUAUCAUCUGAUGAUAGUAAAAUGGAUUAUGAUUGUAACAUUCAUGAUUUAUUAUGUGAUUAUUAUUAUAAUUUUACACGUUUAACUGCUAAUUCAUUUUUAAAAAAUCUAUUUAAUAAUAAAAAAACGGAAAAUUAUUAUGCUUUAAAAAAACGAUUUUAUGGUUUUAUGCUUAAAAAUUUUAGAAAUACGCCAUCAAGGAAAUUUUUAGAUCAAAUACCAGAAAUUGAUCAUUUUAAAAAUCUAAUUAAGACCAAUGUAAAAAGAUUUGCAAAUUCAGAUAUUCGAAAAUUUGAUUAUUUUCAAAUGAUAAUGACGAUUCUUUAUCCUGAUAAAACUGAAAAGGCUAAAAAAGAAAAUUUCGUAUUUAAUCCAUGGCAUCAUAUUUAUUUAAAAUUGAAUUUAUUUUUAGCUAGAAGAAUAUUUAAUGGAAACUACAACCAGUCUAAUAUUAUUAAUAAUUAG